GCGUCGCUACGUAGAGAAGUCUGACUACACAUAUACACACGCGCGCACUCACACACACGCGUGACAGAGACAGAGAAACACUGCUCUCUCUCAGAGAGAGAGAGAGAGAGAGAGACAGAGAGAAAGAGACAGACAGACAGAAAGAGAGAGAGAGAGAGAGAGAGAGAGAGAGAGAGAGAGAGAGAGAGAGAGAGAGAGAGAAAGAGAGUAAUGGCAUGAAGCAUUAACAGCAGCAGGAGCACCAUCCUGACCAAAGCGCUUCACUCUCUCUCUCUCACACACACACACACACACACACACACACUCUGAACUUUGGCAUCUGCUCGAGCGACGUACUGCUGAUUUGCGCUGGGGGCAGAAAGAAAGACCCUGCAGCGCCAGUUGAAGUGUUUUACGCGCGGACGCACCGCGGCUGUCGGACAUGGGAGCGGAUUUAUGAGGAGCUUUUAUCCGGAGCUUUGAUGGGAGUUGCUGUGUGUUUUUUUGCUUCUGUGCCGAAGUGAGCCAUGUUUCCUCCCUCUGCUCUCUGCUGCCUGGCUUUGCUGAUCACCGCGGCGCCGCUGCGAGGGACCAACUCACAGCAAGUGUGCACAGGCACAGAAAACAAACUGAGCACCCUGUCUGAUCUAGAACAGCAGUACCGGACCCUGCGCAAGUACUAUGAGAACUGCGAGGUGGUGAUGGGCAACCUGGAGAUCACCAGCAUCGACCGGAGCCGGGAUCUGUCGUUUCUCAGGUCCAUCCGGGAGGUAACCGGAUACGUGCUGGUGGCUCUGAAUCAGUUCGACUAUCUCCCUCUCGAAAACCUGCGUAUCAUCCGUGGUACUCGGCUCUACGAAGACCGAUACGCCCUCGCCAUCUUCCUCAACUACCGCAGAGACGGGCAUUUCGGACUGCGCCAGCUCGGCCUCAAGAACCUCACAGGUAUUGCCUUAGGAAUCCAUUUUAAAGUGUGCAUUCUGGAUCGUGAAUCUUUAAAUAUUAAAGAAAGGAAAUUAAAUCACGGUUCCUUAAGAAAACUUUGGCAUUUCGGAUGCGAGGCUUUUCCGUCUGUUUGCCGGACGCUUUUUGGACUUUUGGAUUGCUUUUGGAGCGACGACGUCUCUCGGCGAGGUGAAGGCACAUGAAUAUGUAUUUGAUAUGUGAUUGAUUUGUUUUCUCAUUCUCGUCCCGGAGUUGCGGGGUGGGGGGGUACGAUAGACAGCCCGCUGAGCUCAGCUGAAUAAUUGCGUUCAGAAUUAGAGCCGUAAAAAUCCGAUUCUUAUUUUAAGGGAAAAUGGCAGGAGCUUGUUUAGAGCUAGCAGUCAAGGUCAAACCUGGCAGUAUGGCUGACAUUGCCUCCAAAUGAAAGCAAACAUUUCUGGGUUACGCUGUUAGCCAGAGGUAUUAAAACAGGUUUAAUUAGGUCCCGCCUUUCACUUCCCGUUUAUCUGGAAUUUGGCCUGUGGCUUACGCUCGGUCGUCAUUUUCUCCAACAAAUCACAUAAUUGUGUGGACAUGAUCCACCGUCAAUAGGUUCAGGCUCGGGUGUGCUAUUAAAAUGUCUCUUUGUGCCACAGGGCUUCCCGCAACCAAAACGCACUAGAAUUUGAUGGAUCCUGAAAUGAAAUUUCAUGUUCCGAGGCAGUUUUGUGAAACGGAGGCUUUUUUUUUUGUGAUAUUAUUGUGCAGAAAUUAUCCGUCACCAACCGUACUUCAGAAAAUAAGAAGGAAAUAUAAGGACAAUCACGCAUGGCUGUGCGUCUGUAUGUGUGUGUGUGUGUGUGUGUGUGUGUGUGUGUGUGUAUGUUUGUGUGUCUGUGUGUGUGUCUGU
Tachysurus fulvidraco (yellow catfish) is the source of this 1813-nucleotide messenger RNA. Its product is annotated as receptor tyrosine-protein kinase erbB-4-like. Lineage: Eukaryota; Metazoa; Chordata; Actinopteri; Siluriformes; Bagridae. Bases 507 to 1127 code for a protein of 206 amino acids. The transcript has 3 exons. The record is from RefSeq and is a predicted model, not a curated record.